CUCUUGUUUCAGGACGGAACUUUUUCCCUGUCGGACAAAAAGAAAGUCUUGGCCAUUUUUUUUUUGUACUGUGAGGAAAUCGAUGAAGCUAGCGUUGCCAAACCAAACCAAAGAUGACAGACCGCUACAACAUUCACAGCCAACUGGAGCACCUCCAAUCCAAGUACAUUGGCACCGGUCACGCUGACACCAGCAAGUGGGAAUGGCUCGUGAACCAACACCGAGACUCUCACUGCUCCUACAUGGGCCACUUCGACCUGCUCAACUACUUUUCCGUGGCUGAGAACGAGAGCAAGGCGCGAGUCCGCUUCAACCUGAUGGAGAAGAUGCUACAGCCGUGUGGACCCCCCGCAGACAAACCGGACGACGCCUGAUUUCUGACGGACGGAAGACACCUGGACUGCCCCCAACCCACAUUGACGUGUGUUUAGUGUUAUUUGAGUCAAAUUAGCGCAAGUACUGUUUUUGUAUUUGUUGGUAUAAUUAAAAGCUCGCUUUC
This is a messenger RNA of Corythoichthys intestinalis (scribbled pipefish), 499 nucleotides long. RefSeq names its product splicing factor 3b, subunit 5 (gene sf3b5). The transcript is spliced from 2 exons. Gene Ontology annotation, cellular component: precatalytic spliceosome; U2 snRNP. Lineage: Eukaryota; Metazoa; Chordata; Actinopteri; Syngnathiformes; Syngnathidae. The record is from RefSeq and is a predicted model, not a curated record. Gene Ontology annotation, biological process: mRNA splicing, via spliceosome. Bases 114 to 374 code for a protein of 86 amino acids.